AUGCCUGUGCAAAGUUGGGCGAAACAGUACUGCUCCUCGAGUAAGGGCAACUGCCAGAACGCCAGGUGCUGCAGCGAGGAGGGCAUGCAGUGCUACUCUAAAGGACAAGUCACUGGCCCAGUGCAAGUCCUCCUGCAUGCCAGGCCCAGACUUGACCGACGUCGACGGGGUGAGUUGGAGCUGCGAAGAGAUCGGGCCACGCGCGCCCGGGAUUGUCUUGGAGCCGAGUGCCGCGAGCCUGGUGGUGCCAGCAUGGGCCUGGGCGCAGUGCUCGGUCAGUGGCGAAAAUUGCAGCUUGACAAAGUGUGGCAGUCAGGAUGGCCACCAGUGCUAUUCCAAGAACCAGGGCUGGAGUUCCUGCAAGCCGGACUGCGCGUCUGGGCCCCUGCCGGAGGACCGUGCGGACGAGAGUUGGUUUUGCCGCGCCCUGGGGCCCAGGGCGCCAGGCCUGGCGGAGACGCUUCCCGUGAGGCGGGGGUCUUUCCUGGAUGUCGGUGGCCUGGGAGUUGGCGGGGGCGCGCGCGUCAGCUCGAUGAGAUGCAGGCUUGGCGUCGCGAGGGCGAUGGGCGUCAAGAUGAGCGAGCUGGGGGUGGGUGGGUGAAGUUCGUGGUGAACGUCGGCGACUCCUUCCAAGACAACGGCGUCCUCGGCAGGGGCGACGAGAAAAGGGGCAAGGCGUGGCGCUGGAUCCACAGCGAGCGGCUCCGCAGCGUUCCCUGGCACAGCGUAUACGGGGACCGCGACUGCCGCUCGGGCCCAUGCGCGUGCGUCGACGUGGAGGCGAAGUGCGCGCAGGUGAACUACGACGAGCAGAACCUGGAGUACUUUCAGAUGCCUGGCACCAGCAACUUCAGGGCCUUUCCAGACAUGGCGAUCGAGAUCGUGGGCCUGGACCCCUGGGAGAGGGCCAGGGGAUCUGGCCUUCGGGGAGUGCGCGCGGAGCGGCUGCGUCGCCAAGUGCGUCCGCGUCAUCGGGAAUCGCACCCCGGGGGCACUGGGCCUCUUCUUCAUCCGCGCAGGGGGGUGCACGGCCAAGUCGCUCGUGGUCUUCUCCCACUGCCCGAUGGAUACUUCGUCGGUCCCCCCGACUUCCUCGGGGCUUUGUCGGACAACUCCAGGCGCGACAUCACAUAUUUCGGCGGCCACCGCCGCGGCGUCGACGACGCCGGCGCCGUCUCCAUCGAGCCGAACAAGUACUGGGUCGUCGGCGAGGGCGGCGACGAAAGCUGCGACGCGGAUCGGCAGCAAGGGUUUGUCGUCGGGGAGAUCGCGGGCGACAGUUCCAUCGCGACCUACACAGUCUUCAUGGACGGAAGGCGCUGCUCUUCCUGA
This is a messenger RNA of Prorocentrum cordatum, 1332 nucleotides long. NCBI's taxonomy places the organism in Eukaryota, Dinophyceae, Prorocentrales, Prorocentraceae. The record is from the annotation of a GenBank genome assembly.